Molecule: messenger RNA, 4232 nt
Organism: Hemicordylus capensis (graceful crag lizard)
Lineage: Eukaryota; Metazoa; Chordata; Lepidosauria; Squamata; Cordylidae
Gene: BRAF
Product: B-Raf proto-oncogene, serine/threonine kinase
Exons: 20
Coding region: 250-2676 (808 amino acids)
Biological process (GO): signal transduction; protein phosphorylation
Cellular component (GO): plasma membrane; mitochondrion; cytosol
Molecular function (GO): protein kinase activity; ATP binding
Source: RefSeq, a predicted model, not a curated record
CGAUUCUGGGUGACGUCACGCUGGGGGUGUGACGUGUGGCUGCCGCUGGCUGCCUGGAAGACUCUGGGGGCGAACUCCAUAGCUCUGCUUCCCUCCCCUCCUCCUCCUUCUUCCCCCCUCGCCCCACCCCCUUCUUCCGCUACGGGUCGCGGUUGGGGGCGGCCGGGUCGUCAGGGGCGACACGGCUCCCCCUCCCCUCCUCCCUCCCCCCUCCCGGCCCCCUCCCCCCCCUCAGCGCUUCGAUCCAAGAUGGCGGCGCUGAGCAGUAGCGGCAGCGCCGAGGGGGCCUCGCUCUUCAACGGGGACAUGGAGCCCGAGCCGCCUCCGCCGGGGGCCUGCUGCUCCGGGAGCAGCGGCAGCGCCGCGGGAGACCCCGCCAUUCCCGAGGAGGUGUGGAAUAUCAAACAGAUGAUUAAGUUAACACAAGAACACAUAGAGGCCCUCCUGGACAAGUUUGGGGGAGAGCAUAAUCCACCAUCCAUAUACUUGGAGGCCUAUGAGGAAUACACCAGCAAGCUAGAUGCACUGCAACAGAGGGAACAGCAGUUAUUGGAAUCCAUGGGGAAUGGAACUGAUUUUUCGGUCUCCAGUUCUGCUUCCACAGAUACCGUUACAUCAUCAUCAUCCUCUAGUAUCUCCGUAGCACCUUCAUCCCUCUCCGUUUAUCAGAACCCUACAGAUUUGUCACGGAAUAAUCCUAAAUCUCCACAGAAGCCUACUGUUAGAGUCUUCCUGCCCAACAAACAGAGGACAGUGGUUCCAGCAAGAUGUGGAGUAACAGUCCGGGACAGUUUAAAGAAAGCUUUGAUGAUGCGAGGUCUUAUCCCAGAGUGCUGUGCUGUUUACCGAAUACAGGAUGGGGAGAAGAAGCCAAUUGGCUGGGACACGGACAUUUCCUGGCUCACAGGCGAAGAACUGCAUGUGGAAGUCUUGGAGAACGUGCCUCUUACGACACACAACUUUGUACGAAAGACAUUCUUCACGUUAGCGUUCUGCGACUUCUGUCGAAAGCUGCUUUUCCAGGGAUUCCGCUGUCAGACAUGUGGAUACAAAUUUCACCAGCGCUGUAGUACCGAGGUCCCACUGAUGUGUGUGAAUUAUGAUCAGCUUGAUUUGCUGUUUGUCUCCAAGUUCUUUGAGCACCACCCAAUAUCACAAGAAGAGGCCUCUUUAGGAGACAGCACCACGGCAUCGGGAUCUUACCCUUCAGUGGCCCCCUCAGAUUCUCUUGGCCCUCCAAUUCUCCCUAGUCCUUCUCCUUCAAAAUCCAUUCCAAUACCCCAGUCUUUCCGAGCAGCAGACGAAGACCAUCGGAAUCAGUUUGGUCAACGAGAUCGCUCCUCGUCUGCUCCCAACGUGCACAUCAAUACAAUAGAGCCUGUCAACAUUGAUGACUUGAUUAGAGAUCAAGGGUUGCGAGGAGAGGGAGCCCCUAUGAACCAGCUGAUGCGCUGCCUUCGGAAAUACCAAUCCCGGACUCCCAGUCCCCUCCUCCAUUCUGUCCCCAGUGAGAUAGUGUUUGAUUUUGAGCCUGGCCCAGUGUUCAGAGGCUCAACUACGGGUUUGUCUGCCACGCCUCCUGCCUCCUUACCUGGUUCCCUCACCAAUGCAAAAGCGUUUCAGAAAUCCCCAGGGCCUCAGCGAGAGAGAAAGUCGUCCUCAUCUUCGGAAGACAGGACACGAAUGAAAACUCUUGGUCGGCGGGACUCAAGUGACGACUGGGAAAUACCAGAUGGCCAGAUCACUGUUGGGCAAAGGAUAGGGUCUGGAUCUUUUGGGACGGUCUAUAAGGGAAAGUGGCAUGGUGAUGUGGCAGUGAAAAUGUUGAAUGUUACAGCCCCCACCCCCCAGCAGUUACAGGCCUUUAAAAAUGAAGUAGGAGUGCUCAGGAAAACACGACAUGUGAAUAUAUUACUUUUCAUGGGUUAUUCCACAAAGCCACAGUUGGCUAUAGUAACACAGUGGUGUGAGGGCUCCAGCCUUUACCACCAUCUACACAUCAUCGAGACCAAAUUUGAGAUGAUUAAGCUAAUUGAUAUAGCACGACAGACGGCACAAGGAAUGGAUUACUUGCACGCCAAGUCAAUCAUCCACAGAGACCUCAAGAGUAAUAAUAUAUUUCUUCAUGAAGACCUCACGGUAAAAAUAGGUGACUUUGGUCUAGCAACCGUGAAAUCACGAUGGAGCGGGUCCCAUCAGUUUGAACAGUUGUCUGGAUCAAUUCUCUGGAUGGCACCAGAAGUAAUUAGGAUGCAGGAUAAAAACCCGUAUAGCUUUCAAUCAGAUGUGUAUGCGUUUGGAAUUGUCCUUUAUGAAUUGAUGACUGGCCAGCUACCAUAUUCUAACAUCAACAACAGGGACCAGAUAAUUUUUAUGGUGGGACGAGGAUACCUCUCUCCAGAUCUCAGCAAAGUGCGGAGUAACUGUCCCAAAGCCAUGAAGAGGCUAAUGGCAGAAUGCUUGAAAAAGAAGAGAGAUGAACGACCCCUCUUCCCACAGAUCCUUGCCUCUAUUGAGCUUCUGGCCCGGUCGUUGCCAAAAAUUCACCGCAGUGCAUCUGAGCCCUCCUUGAACCGGGCUGGUUUCCAGACAGAGGAUUUUAGUCUGUAUGCUUGCGCUUCUCCAAAAACACCCAUCCAGGCAGGGGGAUACGGCGAAUUUGCAGCGUUCAAGUAGCCACAGCAACAUUGGCAGCAAAUCCACUCUGUUAUCUUUUUUAAAAAGUCUUGUGUUCCUACAGUUUCAUUUGAUCACAUCCAGACUCUAUUCUGCCCUUCCAAACAAAGCAAUUUAGAGGCAAAGAGGUUUUAGAGCAGAAUGGAGCUACCAAUCCAACUUUGGUUGGGAGGGGAAAAGUCCCUUGAUAGGACCCAGAAUGUGUCUGCUGCCUGUGUGUCCACCUUCCAGCCUAAACGGCCAAGUGCAUUCGGAGAUCCCCAGUGGCUGCCUGUACCGUUGGCAUCAUUCCCAGGAGAGAGGAGGGCCUGCGCUUUGACUUUUCGGUGCUCUGGCAUGAUGAGAUUGGAACUCCUGCUGCAAGCGUAGGCUUGGGAUGGUCUGCUGGUCGGCUUUCUCCCUCUAACAACGAAUCAUCAGAGGCUGAACAUUUGAUGAGACCAAGCUAAUCAAAACAAUCAUCCUCUGGUCUGAUUUAUUUAUAGUUCCCCACCCUACCCUCUGGUGUGCUUACUGAUCAAAGGGAUGCAUGCAGUAUCUCCUUUUUCAAUUGAAUGUGAGCAUUGGGUCUUUUGAUCUUAAGAUCUUAGCCAAAUUGGAUAUUGGAAAGAGGGGAUUGGGAGGGGGAAUCAGUGUAUCUGAAAGAAAAUGGGAUGCUGCACCUUCUCUUUCCAGAAUCGCUUUUAUCUCCAGAGCCAACCAUUCCCUCCCAUCUUUCCUUUUUAAUACAUUUCCCAGAAAGGGGUUGGAAGGCUCUGUUUGUCGGUCCAGCAACAGGUCAAUGUUUUUCCAAAGCUGUAGCAAAGUUAUAAAUGUGUGGAUUCCCCCACCCCACCCCAUUUUGUGUUGAUAGCAUUUGAUUCUAUGGUGUGUGUGCGUGUGUGUGUGUAUUUCACUUUGGGUGGGCAGGCGGGGCGGGGGCUUGUUGGCACCUGAAGUUUCUCAAGCUUCUAAUGCAGACUAUGAAUAACCUUCACCUAUUUUAAAAGGUGUGAGAUAACGUUGGGUUCCAAAUGUUUUAUAAACAGAAGUUCUCAGGUUGAAUUGAAUAUGUUUUUGUUUUGUUUUUUAAAAAAACAAAACUUGUAGCCCCCCUCCCCAAGAAUUAGACAUUCCAAAAAUUGUUUCAUACUUUUAAAAAAUGGUUUUAAUCAUGUUAACUGAGAGAGAGAGAGAGAGAAAUGUGCAGCAACUUGUCCUAAAUUACAAUUUGCUGAUGUUUUAAAAAAAUUAAAUAAGUGGUACUUUGCUGGAUCAACACUGAAAUCUUUUUCUCAACAUUUUCCUUCCUUCGGGCUUUCCAUGCAGUUUCUUUCUCAUCUUCUGUUUUGUAUCCUUGGCUUCAAGAUGGCGGUGAUUGCAUUUUGCUUUCUCUUUUUGCCUUGCUCUUAAUCCUAAUUUGCAAAAUGGUUCAUAGUUUCUAUUUUACCCAGUUGGGGUAAAACAAAAGAAAAUAUCCAAGAAAAUAUCCUUUUUGUCGCUUACCUCUGGUGGAAUCUUAGUCUCUGUUCACAAAAUUCUCUGCCGUGGUAAUUAAUGUAAUAAACUUUUUUUUU